This is a messenger RNA of Megalops cyprinoides (Indo-Pacific tarpon), 3637 nucleotides long. RefSeq names its product RIMS-binding protein 2-like. The coding region runs from base 17 to 3637 and encodes 1206 amino acids. The transcript is spliced from 14 exons. Gene Ontology annotation, molecular function: protein binding. The record is from RefSeq and is a predicted model, not a curated record. Gene Ontology annotation, biological process: neuromuscular synaptic transmission. Lineage: Eukaryota; Metazoa; Chordata; Actinopteri; Elopiformes; Megalopidae.
GCAGGUCCUCAAGCAUAUGCGAGAGGUCACAGAGAGAAGGCAGCAGCUGGAAUUGGAGCAUGAGCAGGCACUGGCUAUCCUCGCCUUCAAGCAAAAUGAGGUCAAACGACUGCAGAGGGCUCAGUUUGCUGCAAAGAAGGAGCAAGAAGGGGUUGUUCAGAUGUUGGAGGCAACGGUUCUGGAGCUGGAGGAGAAAUGCCGAUGCCAGAGCGAGCAGUUUGCCCUACUCUCGCAGGAGCUGGAGAGGUUCCGCCAGCAGGGCAACCCAGACCUCUCCCAGCUGACCAAUGGGGUGCCAGAGUUUGGUCCGCUUGGAGCGGGUCUGGCAAGAUCGCAGUGGGCACCAGGUCCCCGCCGCCGUGUGCUGCCAUCGAUCAAUGUUGCGUCAGGAUCCACUGUCUGCACCCCCAAGUUCAGGCAACUCCCCCCCAAGUCUGGGCCCUUCCUACACCAUGCACGAAAGCUCCCCCAGUCCCAUGAGGUUGCGGCUGCCAGUGAGGUUAGGGGUUUGGAUAUCAGUGCAGCUCCUGUGCCCGGCAGAGGGGUCACUGCCAAAUUGAAGGUCUUCAUUGUCAGAUACAGCUAUGAUCCAUACGAAGGCCCCAACUACAACCCAGAAGUGGAGCUGCCCCUCGUGGCCGGAGAGUACAUCUGUGUCUAUGGGGAUAUGGAUGAGGAUGGCUUCUAUGAAGGCGAGCUGAUGGACGGGCGGAGGGGGCUGGUCCCUUCCAACUUUGUGGAACUGUUGUCCGAUGAUGUCAUAGUGGGCGGUCCUCCUGCCGUGGUCAAUGACCUCUCCCACAAUGCCCUCCAUGAGGGCAGCUUCCACAGCGAAGACAAGCUGACGCGUUUCUGCCCUGAUAGCUCUGAGAGGGCUGGGGAGGCCGCCGCCCCCGCGGAGGGGGUGCCAGGCAGAGACCUGAGCCCGAUGACCAACGGCUUCGACACGGACACGGAGGAGGCGGGCAUCGACGUAGUGCCUUAUCCGAGGAGGCUGACCCUGAUCAAGCAGCUUGCCAAGAGCAUCAUCAUCGGCUGGGACCCGCCUCAGGUGCCUGCCGGCUGGGGGAACGUGUGGAGCUACAAUGUGUACGUGGACAGGGAGCUGCGGCUUAACGUGCCCUUCGGCUCCCAGACCAAGGCGGUGCUGGAGCGCUUGGACGUCAACCUGAAGGCCUACAGGGUGUGCGUGCAGAGCGUGACCGAGAGGGGCACCUCGGACCAGCUGCGCUGUACCCUGCUGGUGGGACGGGACGUCUGUAUGGCCCCCACCCAGCUGAGGGUGGACCGCAUCACCGGCACCUCUGCCCGCCUGGCUUGGUUGCCCAGCAACAGCAACUACAUGCACACGGUGUCUUUAAACGACGGGGAGUGCUGGCUGAUCAAGGCCGGCGGCUACUCCCUGUCUCUCAGCGACCUCAGGCCCGGCCAGCUCUACAAGGUCAAGGUGGAGGCCAGGUCACACUGCACCCCCUGGGAGCUGUCCCUGUACGGGCGGGAGCACAAGUGCGCUGUGAUAACGUUCACCACGCUGACGGCGGGGCAUCCUGCUGCCCCCCUGAAUGUGCGGCUGGAGGCGGGCCCCUCCCCCGGCAUCGUCCUCGUCAGCUGGCAGCCGGUGUCCAUCAAUGGCAUCUCCAACGGCGUCCCCGUCACCGGGUACACCAUCUACUCAGACAAAAGAAAAGUGUUGGAGGUGUCCUCCCCCACGGCCACCAGCGCUCUGAUUGGGCCCUCACAGAUCCACAUCCUGCAGACUGCCCAGGAGCUGACAGUGCGGACGAUGUCACCUCAGGGGGAGUCGCCCGACUCUGUGCCUGUCCGAGUCCUUCCGAGCCUCAUGGCCACCGCAGCGGGGAUGACUUUCGCCCGGCCUUCGAGUCCUGGCACCCACGCAACAGCCCCGCCCCAGGAAACGUCAACUGCCAAACGCAACCCACCCGUAGACGCCCACGCCUCUUUCGUAGGAACCUCUCCCGAUGCUUACAAAGUGAUACCUACUGACAGUGCCACUGUUCGACCGCCAGAGGUCAGCGUGAACAGGUCCUCUGGCGGCGUUCAAACAUCAGCUGUAACCAAAGAGCCAGUGCAUCUGGGGAUGCCUCUUCCCACCAUCUCCAUCUCCGAGUGCCCCGAUCACGAGGUCUCCGGCGCCGAGCCCGACACGCCCGCAGCCGAGGUCAGUGCAGGCCCUGCCCGGGUUCCGCCCGCUCGGGCUGUCAUGGAAACCCACUUCCGCCCUCCCUCUGACCCCUUGCUGGAGGAGCCGGAGGCUGAGGAUCAGCCCCGCGGGGAGGGUGCCAGGGUGGUGUCUUUAGAUGAGUUCCUGGAGCUCAGCCAGCGCGCGCCAGAGCCCCAAAACACAGGGAGUCAGGACAACAGCUACCUGAAGAGACCCCAGGACUGUGCCUCUAAGCCAAUAGGGGUACAAAGCAAGGCAAAGGUGACCUCUGACCUCUCAGAUGCCCUGGAGGAGGAUGAAGGCCUCUACUCUGACAUCCCAGACGAAGAGUGUCAAGAGAGCUGUGGCGUCGGAGAGGAUGGCAAGGCUGACACGUGGGAGACGGACAGUGACGAGGAGCUUCUGGAAAGGAUCCUGAAGUCACAGACACACCAGAGGAAGGAGCUCUUCAGCAUUCCUGAGGUCACAGAGGAGGAGGACAACUGUGAAGAACCCGAGGAGAGUGAGCAGCGAAGGUCUCCCCAAAUCCAGCGCUUACACCCAGAGCAAAAGAGGCCGGGGGUCCCGGACGGUGUCGGUCACAGCCCCGCCCUGAAGGCGCUGCAGAGCGGUGGCUGUGUGGCCCAAAGCGACCGGUGCUUUAAUACCAAAUGCAAGCCCCCUGAAAGCCCGCACCCCGGCCCCAAGCCCCAGCACCACACCAGCAGGGCCCAGAGUGGCCAGCGGUUCGAGGACGCGGCCCAAGGACACAGUGGGUACGGCACCAUCCCCCAGACCAAGAGCAAGAGCAAGAAGCAGCGCAGGGUCCACUACUCCGACGUCGUGGACACCAUCAGCUACCCGGAGGAGGGCUACGACUCAGACAGCAGCGUCUACGUCCCCAGCAAGGGGGUCAGGAAGGGCUCGCACCUGAAGGGGCACAGCCCCCAGCUGGCGAAGGGCGGGGGGGACCAGCUCAGGAGGGAGGCAAUUCUGAGGAACCAGAUGGCCUCGGACCGACUGGCGGCGGGCCAGUACCUGGGCAGCAGGACUGUGGUGAGGACCACGGCGCCGGCGGGCUCCAGGAUGGAGAUCGACGUGGAGUACGGGACCGAGGACGAGGAGGAGGGCCUGCCCUUCGACCCCGCCGACGUGGUGGUGGAAGAGAUGAGCUCGGAGUGGUGGGUGGAGGGAGGCCGCUCCAAGGUGCUGGAGGAGCUGAGGGACUGUGCCGCCAGCUUCCAGGCUCUCGCCUGCGGGGCGCGGAGGACCAAGCGGCCAGAGAUGCUGGACAGCGUGCCCUUCGAGCCUGAGGCGGCCACCUUCCAGCAGCACCACCAGAGCAGAGGAAAGACUGUCCGGAGGCUAGAGUACCACACCGCAACACCGCAGCGUGCCAAACUUGAGCAGACGACAAGGAGCUACAGCGCUGAUGGCGGCUAUCCGAGGGUUACUGUCAUCUUAACGCCCUGUUAG